Messenger RNA from Actinia tenebrosa (Australian red waratah sea anemone), 1503 nucleotides. RefSeq lists its product as uncharacterized. The record is from RefSeq and is a predicted model, not a curated record. Lineage: Eukaryota; Metazoa; Cnidaria; Anthozoa; Actiniaria; Actiniidae.
UUUGUCAUUCACUUCCAGCAUUGAUGAGGUAAAGAUAGAACAAGGAGCAAGGUAAGAAGACGAGAAAAGAACAGGGCAACUGGUAUAAGGAGCAAGAACAGAAGAGCAUAUUUACAUGUCAAGAAGAAUGGCCUUACGAGAGAUUACCCCUCCACAACAAACUGCUGCAACUGGUCAAAGUUCACAAGUCGUAUACGAAAAAUCCAACCUUUUGGAAAGAAUCCCACCUGCUACGCAGGAGCCGGAAGGCGAGCGUCUACAUAACACGAAGUCGCUAAUUCAUGUAGUGUUUGAUAUUGAAACAACAAAUGAAUAUAUGUACGAAACAGACAUCAUCCAACUGUCUGCUGCUUGCGGAGAGAACGAAUUUAAUAGCUAUAUUAUUCCUCAGAGACCGAUAAGAUUCCGCCCGGAAGGACGCCAUUUUUCAAUGAGCGAAGGAAAACUUUGUUUCGACGGGAAGCCAGUCAAUGCUGAGAGUUCAGCCAAAGAAGCUCUUCAGAAGUUUGUACGCUGGCUACAAAAGUUAAAUAACAGGCUCGUUCUUGUUGCUCAUAAUGGCAAGAUAUUUGAUUGCCCUCGUCUUAUAUUGCAUUUACAGGAACAUGAUUUAUUAGAAGAUUUUAAAGCCAAUGUCGUUGGCUUCAUCGACACUCUCAUUCUGUUUAAGAACCAUUUCUCUAUGGAUAACAAACCAUCUCUUAAAAGCUUGGUGGAAAAAAAGAUUCCUCAGUACGAAUAUGAAAGGGAUCAUGACGCACUUGAAGAUGUCAGAGCUCUUAAGGAAUUGCUUGAUAAAACAAGCACAAAUAUCGAAGAUAAUCAGUUCAAGGAUGCAAGCUUUAGCCUUGCAUAUGCAAUUGCAUAUGUUGAGUAUGCGCGGGAAAGGAGUGAAAAUAUGAAAACCUUGAAUCCACUUUGUAUUUCAGAAAAUAUGAAGAAAAAGAUCGCAGGGUCUGGAUUGCGGUAUUGCGAUUUGGAGCAUGCAUACCAAUGGGAAGGUCAAAAUGGUAUUGAGAAAGUCCUUUCUCAAAUGAUCAAUGGUAAGCCCCGAGUAACGAAAAGGUUACAAAUAAUUUCGAUGGUUCACAGUCAUUUUAAAGGUCUUGAGGCAUUGUAAACAAAGUUAAUUAAUAUGUACACAAAAAGAUAUAACAAAUUAAAGUUCAUUUUCGUAGUAAGAGUUUUCGAGCCAAUUGAAAUCAAAAAUCUAAGAUACGUUUACAAGUAGUAGUUUUAAAAACAAACUAGGAGUACAACUUAGGAGACUGAGUUAAUUAUAAUGCGCAUUAAAAUAUAUGCUUAAUAACACUAAAAAAUUAAAGGUGAUUUUUAUUGUAAAAGAGUUUUGAGCCCUGAAUUGGUGUCAAAAAUCUAAGAUGCGCUUACAUGUAAAAAUAAAACGACUAGAAGUACAACUUAGGAGACUGAGUACAUGUAUAAAAGCUUCUUGUCUUGCAUCAUUUCUUUGUAUAGACACUCAAUAAAUGUUUUUACUGUUAA